This is a messenger RNA of Nilaparvata lugens (brown planthopper), 2065 nucleotides long. It is a transcript of the gene CCDC151, whose product is annotated as coiled-coil domain-containing protein 151. The transcript has 11 exons. Gene Ontology annotation, cellular component: cilium. Lineage: Eukaryota; Metazoa; Arthropoda; Insecta; Hemiptera; Delphacidae. Bases 282 to 1967 code for a protein of 561 amino acids. Gene Ontology annotation, biological process: outer dynein arm assembly; cilium movement. The record is from RefSeq and is a predicted model, not a curated record.
GUCGUGAAGUGAAUUUCUCACUACUAAAAGACUCUCUCGGCUACCGCCAAGUAAAAAGGAACCUUCUUUCCUUCUCUAAAUAAUACUCUUUCUCUUUCCUACUGCAAAAGUAAAAAGGAAUCUCCUAUCCUUCUCUAAAUAAUAUGCCUUCUCUUUCCUACUGCGCAUUGUAUAUUGUCUCCAUGACAACAGGAAUUUGUUUGAUAGACCGGUAGAACAGUAGCUGAGAGAAUGGUCGAAAAACAAGUGUUUACAAGUGAGGUGUAAUUGUUGUUAUUGAAAUGGCUCCACCAAAAGAAGAGAAAGAAAUUGAUUUGGCUGUUAUCAAUAAGCAGAUAGUUGAAAUCAAGAAGAAGAUACAGUUAUCAGAAGGAAGAAGAAAGGCGUACUACGAAGAGUGUGAUGCAGAGAAGAAAAGGAAUGUGGAGAAAAUAAGAAAUUUGAAGAAGUCAAUCAAAGAACUCUAUUCGGAGCUCGCAAAACCUGCCAAGUUUCAGAGUGAUGAGAUGAUAUUGAAAGCUGGGGGAAAAUUCACCAAAGAAACUACAGCUUUGAGAAAUAAAGAUAUUGAAGAAGUAGCUGAACUGCUUGAUUACAAAGUAAUUGAUUUACAGAAGAAAUUGGAUUUAAUCAACCAUCAAGCUAAAGAGUAUCAGAGUGAAAUGAAGAAACUAGCUGACAAGUAUCACAAACUUGUUAUGUGCUCAGUUACUGACCCAGCUAAGAAGAGAAGGGAACCUGCCGUUAGAAUAAUUUCCACCCUAGAAAACCAGAUUCACCGUAUCGAAAUGAACCAAAUGGAGGCCGAUCAUUUGCGUAAGAAAUAUCGUUCGAUUAGGUCCAGUUUGUUGCAAGAUGGUGUCAAAUAUGAGAGCAUGCUGAAGAAACUGGAAGACGACAUUAUGAAAGAAGAAAACGAAAUUAUGCAUUUACAGAAUAUAAAUAAAGAAGCAGUAGGUCUGAGGGAAAGUACAAAAGGUCUACUUAUAAGACAAGAAAUGGUAGCCAUGAAUGCAGCCAAAGCCAGAGAUAGACAAAUGCAAGAAUUAAGAUGCAAAGUUGAGGAGAGAAAACUGGAGUUGGAACGGCUGGAGAGGAGAAUCUUCCCCACUGGACGAACAGUCAUACAUCAGGAUUCUGCAAACUCAACUGACUUGAAUCAGGCAACAGCUGAUGAGGCCUUAUCAGCCACUGAGCAACUCGACAAGGCUUUCGCGACUCUCAGAGAUGCUACAGGUGUGACUGCCACAGAAGAUGUGCUGGACCGUUUCUUUAGCCAGCAGGAGACAAGAACUCGACUGACUUUCCUGAAAACAUCGACCGAAGAGGAAAAGAAAGACCUGGAGAAGAGGAGAGACAUGAUGAUGGCUGAACUUGAGGCUUACAAAUUUGCUCAAGUCAAGGAUAAAGAACAGAACGAAGAGGAAGUGGAGAAUGUAAAACUGGCGAUAGAGAACGAAAUAGCGAAGAAAGAGAGACUGGACGACGAAGCUGAGGAGAAAAAGAGAACUUUGAUUGAAAUGAAAUGUCGAUUGCACGCUCUCUGUCUUUUGCUACAACACGUGAACACCCGGCCCGUACCACCGCUGAUAGAAUCAGUGGACGGAGCGCAAGAAAUGCUGACUGAGCUAACCGGUCGCCUAGAGACGGCCCUGCAACGCUACCAGGAGAAACUCACCCUGGAGGAGAUGCGCAAACAGGAUGAGCAGAUGCAACGGGAACAGGAGCUGGAGGCCAUUGAUGAAAUAGAGGAGGUCAAGGUGCAAAAGCAGAAGCAAGAAGAGAAGGAGGUGCUUUUUGGCAGGCUGAUCGAGCCGGCUGUGGACAGAGUGAGUGAGCCGGAAGACGAGGAAGAAGUACCGUCUAGAGGCUACCUCAAACGCCAGGCCCAGGUCAUAGUAGACUCCAAGAGUCGGCGCAAGGGAUUCCGGGUCCAGAUGCAACGCAAUUUCGGCAAGAAAAUGUAGAAAAAUUUAUAGAAACAGAGAGGUUAAUAGAAAAAUAAUAAACUUAAGGGUUUAGGAUGGAAAUGUUGAGGAAGUUUCGGAGGAGAUUGGGAGGUAAA